Cajanus cajan (pigeon pea) is the source of this 793-nucleotide messenger RNA. The record is from RefSeq and is a predicted model, not a curated record. Lineage: Eukaryota; Viridiplantae; Streptophyta; Magnoliopsida; Fabales; Fabaceae.
AGUAAACGAAAGUUGGAGACCCAUUCUCCAACGACUACAACAAAUAUUCUUUCUUCCUUCUCUGUUUCCUCGCUAACAAGGAAAACAAAAUCCCCAAUUUCCCUCAAUUAGGGUUCAAUCCAACCUCAAUUCUCAAACCCUCCGAUCCCCAAUCUUCCCAAAUCUCAAAACUUUUCCCUGCUGGGUCCUCGAUUCCGCCGCGGCGAGCCUCCGUAGCUCGCGAUCUCCGAAACCGACCAUGGCCAAAUUCUCACCUCGAUUCCUCGUCGUCGCGGCGCUAUGUGUGAUCCUCCCCGUCGUGGCGGCGGAUCUCGAAGACCGCGGCGUGCUGCGGCUGCCCUCGGAGGGCCUGUGCGGCAAAACGACGGCGUCGUCGUGCCCGGCGAAGUGCUUCCGCGCGGACCCCGUUUGCGGCGCCGACGGCGUGACGUACUGGUGCGGUUGCGCGGAGGCGGCGUGCGCCGGUGUGGAGGUUGCGAAAUUAGGGUUCUGCGAAGUGGGGAAUGGGGGGUCCGCACCGAUUCCGGGGCAAGCUUUGCUUUUGGUGCACAUUGUUUGGCUCAUUGUGUUGGGCUUCUCCGUAUUGUUCGGUCUUUUCUAGAUUUUGGGGUUUCUGUAGCUAUGAUGAUCAGAGGGUGUUAUUGAUUGUUUUGGUUCUUUUCAAUUCUUUGAGGUUUUUUCUUCUGUAAAUUGAUCACACGGCCAUUCAUUAUUGGAUUGUAUCAUUGUAUGUAUGAAUAUUGUUAUUGUUGUUAUUUAUGUAAUGUAAUUCCACUACCUUCUUCAUUGAUGA